This is a messenger RNA of Macrosteles quadrilineatus (aster leafhopper), 4339 nucleotides long. Its product is annotated as protein quick-to-court-like. The record is from RefSeq and is a predicted model, not a curated record. Lineage: Eukaryota; Metazoa; Arthropoda; Insecta; Hemiptera; Cicadellidae. The coding region runs from base 119 to 2107 and encodes 662 amino acids. The transcript has 9 exons.
ACGGCAGCUUGGAAAGUAGACCAUGAAAUAAGAAUAUUUUUAGUUUUGUUGUGUACCUAGAGUUAUUUGCGAAAUCGAAAUCUCUUUCCAUUAAGGUUCAUACAUUUAUGUAAUCAGAAUGAACAGUAAGUCAGAAAGUCGAAUACCAGUGAUGAGCCCGUCUCCCCUUCGACGCUCAGGCUCUAUGCGGCUGGGCGGCUGCCCACCCAUUCAAGAACAUCGGAGCAAUACCAGCCACAGACCCGUGUUGAACAGGCACCGCAGUUUACAAUCGCUUAACACUGCGACGUCCUUCAGUCAUGACCUGGAGGACGAUGCUGCCUCCGUACAGAGCUUCAGCAGUGUCAGCGGGGCAAGCGUGUGCAGCAAUAUGUCUCAGUGUGAUCAUGCACACUUUGCACGCAACGGCACCACGUACAGCGGCCGCAGCAAACGCUACGUGUACCACUGCUCCCCCCACUCCAUGGAGACUGACGACUACCUCACACCUACGCAGCGGACCAACCGCACCAUCCGCAAACUCAGAAACCUGUUGAAAGAGGCACAAGAAGAGCUAGCAGACAAAGAUAGAGAGAUUCAGCGGCUGACCAAGGAGGUGUUGGAGUUGAAACUACUGAAGGCUGACAGUGGUGGCGAGGGGGAGGAGGUGGCAGUGGAACAAAGUAGCGGAGGGGGAGACGCUCAGCAACCACGGACACCUGGGUAUUCUUCCUCGCCGCCUCUGAUCCCGUCGUUGACAGACUCGGGACAUUUUGAAGAUCUCAACUCGUCCCAAAAUCUUCAGACUUACAUCAAUCAGAUAAAGACUCUGGAGUCCACCCUGGAAUCUCUACAUCGGCAACAUCAAGACGAGAUUAGAGAAUUGAAGGAGAAACACAACGACAAAGUCGACUCUCUCCUACAGCGUAUAACUGAUGUGAAUGAUAGGUACUACGCUCUGAGGCCCCUUUAUGAAGACUGUAAAGAAAAACUUCACGAGCUUGAAAAGCUGAAUGAUAAUCUCGAGAACGGAUCUAAUCACAAUUACGUAGCGAGAAUAACGGAACUAGAAAACCUAAACCAAACUCUGUCUUGUGAUAAACAAUUAUUGGUCGCCGAAUUAGCCAGUUUGAAUAAUGUCAAGGAGGAGUUGGUGGCGACAAAGGUGAAUCUUGACCAGUUGAGGGAAGAGAAUACACAGUUACAUAACAAGAAAGAGGAAUUGACCAAAGUAUUGGCCAAUAUGCAGGAGAAGAGUGAAGAAAAUACACAGUUUGGAAACCAGCAAGAGGAAUUAGCUAGGUUAUUGGUCAAAGUGCAGGAGAUGAGUGGAGAAAACACACAGUUAAGAAAUAAGCAUGAGGAAUUAACUAAAGUAUUGGCCAAUAUGCAAGAGUUGAGUGAAGAAAAUAUACAGUUACGAAACAAGCAGGAGGAAUUGACCAGGGUAUUGGCCAAUAUGCAGGAGAGUAUGUACAAAGACUGCAAUAAUCUCAAUGGAGACCAUUUAGAAGGCAUUAGUCACACAGAAAGUUUGUGCAACGGAAUUAUACAAGAGACUAUAGAGGCAGAGAGCAGCAAACAAGCUGACCAAACCAACGUCUUGGCAGAAAAUGUUGAACUGAAAAAACAAAUUGAAGCUUAUGCAGAAAAAUUCAGACAGAUGGAAGAGCAACAGCAGAAAGAAAAAGACAUUUAUGUACAACUCUACCAGAAAGGAAUUCAGGCUGCAAAAAUGUUGGAUAGUGAUGAUGUUCAGAGUGUCCACAAGGACGACUCCCAGAGUUCUCUAGUACCUGAUCUUCUGGAAAAGUUGAGAAUCAAACAAGAUGAACUCGACAACUUAAAGGAUAAGGAUUUUGUUUCUCCGUACAAUUUACUGUCCGCCAAGGAGGCGAUAUCGCUUUGGCAGCUUGUUCGGAAGGCAAUGUACCGUAGACUGUUGGAAAGUAGGAAGGAAGCGCCAAAACACGACCCAGAAAUGACGCUACAGUUCCUUAAGUCUGCUUUCUACUACUUCCUCACAGACCGGGAGAACGCAUCAGGCCACCUUGCGGCCAUCGAAAGUAUCCUCGGCUUCUCGGACAAUGAGAAAAUCAAUAUCGAACGAGCUUUUCUUUGGAGAUAAUUUAUAUAACACUUAACCUAUUUAAGAUACCUCAAUACGUUUAAGCAUACCAAUAACGUAAUCGUAUCUUUGUUCAAUAUUUAGUUUACUAUAUGUUUAAGUUUGUUCAGAAUUAGUAAUUAGUUGAAAAAUACUUGCCUUGUUUGAUUUAAAAUGAUUUUAACUGUCCGAUGUUGGUUAAAAUUCAUCGUAACUUUUGUGUAUUGUUUUUUAACGCAGAUUUUACGCAAGCAGUAAACGGAAGACUUUAAAAAUGUGUCUUAAUAUCGAUUGGUGCUUAAAGGUUGUAUUUUAUGCUGCAAAUUUGAUCAAACUUAUUAUUUUACAUUUUAAAUAGAUUUUCAUCAUGGUUUAACCAAGACAAGCUUGUUUUUAUCACGUUUCCCAUCACAAUUUUAAUACUUUUAGUAAAAGACACUGAGUUUUUCCACAUACAAGUGUUUUUGUUGUUUUUUUGUCAUCAUAUCCAUAAUUGUUUGUGAAUUGUGUUCGGUGUGUUAUGUUUUGUAAACAUAAGUUAAUAAGAAGCUAUGCAGUAUUUAGUGCAGAUAAGUACAUUGCAGUAUUAUAGACUGUUAGAGUAAGUUAUUGUGAUAAUUUAAAUGUUACCAACAAUCAUUAGAGGUGAAUGCAGUGAUGUAAUGGCUUAGAUUGAAUAUUUAAUUUCUUUGAAGUAUUUGUGCAAUUGAAUUUAGUUAAAACUAUUUCAAGCAUAAAAUAUGACAAAAUACAGCUUAAUUUUCAGCGGUUUAGAACAAUCACAUAAGAUUUAAUUAUUGUGUUUUUUUCUUUAGUUUAAAGUAGCUAUAAUAAUUUAGCUUUAGUUCAAAUGUUUCAUAUAUCACAAUUUAAAAUAUAUUGAUAUUAAUGUAGAGCUUUUAAGUGAUUGUAAUAUAGUGCAUUUAAUCCUAGUGAGGUCUUGACAAAUUAUGACAUUAUUACAAAAUGUCUCAGACAGAAGUAAAUAGGUACUAAGAGUUUUAGUCUAAGGCAAUACAGGUAAAGCUAGUCAGUAAGUUUGGUUGCAGACUUUUGUAAAUAGCUCUUAAGUGGAAGCGUUCAAUUCAGCUAUUCAAUUUUUACCGGGUGAAGGGAUACGGGUUGGGAAAUUUGCGAUUAUUUUGGUAUCGUCAUUAAAAGACUAAAUAUAGUUUUGGGUAGAUUUUAUUGACAUUUAGUAGAAUUUACGUCUUAGAGAGUAAUUUGUUGUAUGAAAUUAUGGAUUCAAACUCUGUUUUGCAAGACUAUUGUAAAUCCAAUGUGUUAAAUUUUGCAAGUCAGUUCAAAAUCCUAACGACCAUUGCUUCUUGAAAGUAUUUUCCAAUUCAAAACAUUCAAUUCAUACCUUCCCGAGUUAGAUGUAAUUUUUUUAUGUUUUACUAAAUGUGCCAACCUUAAUUUGUGUUCUUUUAGCAAAACUCUCUCUUGACACCUUUUUACAUUGUCUUUAAAACAUUUUUUUUCACUAAAAACAUUCCCUAUUCACUCAAACAAUACAAAUUUUCAUAUCUGUCCACAUAAAAUAUAAUCAGUUUAUAAGCCUUUAUUUUGAUAUUUGUUCAAUGUUCAACACAUUGAAUUUAAUAAGUUAUAAUAAUUUAGAAAAGGUUUGCCUCAUUUAUUAUUAGUUUUUAGUUGUGUUUUAAAUUAUACUCUUACAUAUCUCUCUUGAAAGUUGUAGUUUUUAAGUAAGCUACUUUUCCGCCCUAAUAGAAAAAGUCAAUUUGUUUAUUUAUCCUUCCUUAACUGUUUCCAUUACUCUUGUAUUUUAUAAAAUGUCCUGAGAAUAAAAUGUAGAUUUAGUGAAAUAAACAAUUAAAUAAGCUAUGUGGCAAUAUUGGAGACAGUUUUUUGUGGAAGAUUCUAAAAACAUAGCUGCUGAAUGAGUGUGAAAGUCUUGCGUCCUUUAACUUAAUAACUUUAACUGCAUUCAAUAAUGUGUUUGUCUACAAGACAUAAGGAUCAUAAGUCAUAGCAUUAAGUUCAAGUGUGGCAAAUGUGGUUACAUGAAAUGCUUCACGAAGCAGAGACCUUAGUCGCAUGCUAAAAUAAACUUUGCAACUAAUCUUUGAAAUAGUAUAUUGUUAGUCUUUCAUCUGCUAUGUGAUUUGUAGUUUUAUUUGUGUACGUAAGCCUGAACCAAAGCUGAUCUACUUUUGCAAUAGUUCCUCCUGCAAGGCAACAGUGAUUGUAAUCACACUAAAUAAAUUAUCAUUUGUUACUUGUUUCAAA